Camelina sativa (false flax) is the source of this 4423-nucleotide messenger RNA. RefSeq names its product putative disease resistance protein RPP1. The record is from RefSeq and is a predicted model, not a curated record. Gene Ontology annotation, molecular function: ADP binding; ATP hydrolysis activity. Gene Ontology annotation, biological process: signal transduction; defense response. Lineage: Eukaryota; Viridiplantae; Streptophyta; Magnoliopsida; Brassicales; Brassicaceae.
CCUCAUAGCUCUAUUAUUAGAUCUCUGAUCUCAAAUCUUCUCUCUAUCGCAGUAAUGGCUUCUUCUUCUUAUUCUUUAUCUCUUUCAUUUACUUCAUCUUCUUUGUUACCAACCUGGGAACACGAUGUCUUUACGAGCUUCCAUGGGAAAGAUGUACGAAAAUCCUUUCUCAGCCACGUUCUCAAGGAAUUCAAAAAGAAAGCAAUCAAGUUUUUUCUUGAUAACGAGAUGGAGAGAGGCAAGUUCAUUGGUCCUGAACUCAAACAGGCGAUCAGAGGAUCUAAGAUUGCUGUUGUCUUGCUCUCCAAGAAUUAUGCUUCUUCGUCGUGGUGUCUUGACGAAUUGGUGAAGAUUAUGAAGUACAAAAAAAAGUUGGGUCAAACGGUGAUUACCAUUUUCUAUGAAGUAGAUCCAACUGAUGUAAAGAAGCAGAAGGGAGAUUUUGGGAAGGCCUUCAAAGAAACUUGUCAAGGUAAAACUGAGGAGAAGAUUCAGACAUGGACCAAAGCUUUAAAGGAUGUGGCCACAAUCGCAGGUUACCAUUCAAACAACUGGAAUGAUGAAGCAACCAUGAUUGAAAAUAUUGCUACUGAUAUUUCGAAAAUGCUUAACCAUUUGACACCAUCACGUGAUUUUGACCAUUUAAUUGGGAUGGGAGCACAUAAGGAAAGGAUGAAUGGGUAUUUGCGUCUAGAUUUGCAUGAAGUGAGGAUGAUUGGGAUUUGGGGUCCGGCCGGGAUUGGGAAGACCACCAUCGCGAGGUUUCUGUUUAACCAACUCUCUGGCAGUUUCCAAAAUAGCGCAUUCAUGGUGAAUAUCAGAGUAAACUAUCCAAGACCAUGUCUUGAUGAGUACAGUGCAAAAUUGAAACUACAAGGAGAAAUGUUGUCUCAGAUGAUAUACCAGAAAGAUAUCGUGAUUUCUCAUUUAGGAGUUGCAGAACAACGGUUAAGACACAUUACAGGGCUUCUCGUUCUCGAUGAUGUUGAUCGGUUAGCACAACUAGAAGCCUUGGCAAAAAAUGUUGAGUGGUUUGGUCCUAGAAGUCGGAUUAUCAUCACAACAGAAGAUCUAAGACUUUUGAAGGCACACGGGAUCGAGCAUAUAUACAAGGUGGAUUUUCCAUCAAAUGAUGAGGCUCUUCAAAUGUUCUGCAUGUAUGCUUUUAACCAAAAAACCCCUGAAGAUGGUUUCGAUGCACUUGCUCGUAAAAUUACAUAUCUUGUCGGUGAACUUCCUUUAGGACUAAAGGUUAUUGGAUCCCACUUUCGAGGAUUGUCCAAGGAGGAGUGGCCAAUGGAAGUAUCAAAGUUAAGAACUAACCUUAAUGGGGAUAUUAUGAGCAUUUUGAAGUUCAGUUAUGAUGCUUUAUGUGCUGAAGAUCAAGAUUUAUUCCUUCAUAUAGCUUGCUUUUUCAACGAUAGAGAUAUAGAGAUAGUGAAAACAUAUCUUGCGGAAAAAUUCAAGUAUUUGAGUCAAAGGCUUUACAGUUUAGAGAUGAAAUCCCUCAUAUCUAUUGUCGAUUCUUGGUCAGGCGAGUUUGGAGAAGAAUAUAAUGCGUAUAUAAAUAUGCAUAAUUUGCUUGUCCAACUAGGUAAGGAAAUCGUUUGUAAACAAUCUGCCACUGAACGUCAGAUUUUUUUUAGCGUUGAGGAUAGUUGUGAAGUAUAUACAACGAAAGCCUUUGAAGAAAUGUAUAAUCUCCAGUACUUAAACGUCAACAACAAUCAUCUAGACGUUAUUUCUUCUCCUGGAUCUGAUCUGAACUUUGUAUCUCCAAAGCUACGAUUACUUUAUUGGUCGGAUUUCCCGAUGACAUGUUUGCAUUUUACACAUAACCUGGAGUUCCUUGUUGAGAUAAGGAUGAUAGGCAGCAAGCUUGAAAAGCUGUGGGACGAAACUAAACUGCUUCCAAAUCUCAAGCUGAUGGAUUUGUCCUCUUCCAAAAACCUGAAGGAGCUCUCUCCCUCUAUUGGAAAUGCAACUAAUCUCAAGAACUUAUCUCUUAUUGGUUGUUCAAGUCUGGUAAAGCUCCCUCCCUCUAUUGGAAAUGCAACUAACCUCGAGAAGUUAAAUCUCUGUAACUGUUCAAGUCUGGUAAAGCUCCCUCCCUCUAUUGGGAAUGCAACUAAUCUCCAUAAUUUAGAUCUUAGUGGCUGUUCAAGUCUGGUGGAGCUCUCUCCCUCUAUUGGGAAUGCAACUAAUCUCGAAGAGUUAAAUCUCAGUAAAUGUUCAAGUCUGGUGGAGCUCCCUCCCUCUAUUGGGAAUGCAACUAAUCUCUUCGAAUUAAAUCUUCGUGGGUGUUCAAGUCUACUGGAGCUCCCUUCCUCUAUUGGGAAUUUAACUAGACUCUGGUACUUAUAUCUCGAUGGAUGUAUAAGUCUGGUGGAGCUCCCUUCCUCUAUUGGAAAUUUAACUAAUCUCCAUGGCCUAGACCUUAGAGGAUGUUUAAGUCUGGUGGAGCUCCCUUCCUCAAUUUGGAAUGCAACUCAACUCGAUAGUUUAGAUAUCCAUGGUUGUUCAGGUCUGUUGGAACUCCCUCCCAUUACUAUGGAUCAUCCUCGUUUGAACUUCUUAUUUCUUAGUGGAUGCUCAAGUGUGGUGGAACUCCCUUCCUCUAUUGACAAUUUAAUUGAUAGGAUAGACUCAUUAUAUCUUGAUGGAUGGACGAGUCUGGUGGAGCUUCCUUCGUCUAUUGGGAAUGUAACUCGUCUCACAACCUUAUAUCUUCAAAAUUGUUCAAGUCUAGUGGAGCUCCCUUCCUCUAUUAGAAAUUUAACUAAUCUGAAAAGAUUACAUCUGGAUGGAUGCUCAAGUCUAGUAUCACUCCCAAAGCUUCCAGAUUCCCUAAGGUUCCUAAAAGCAGAAAAUUGUGAGUCCCUAGAGAAACUAGAUUGCUCAUUUUGCAAUCCAAGUAUUUGGCUCAACUUCGUUAACUGCUUCAAACUAAAUCAAGAAGCAAGAGAUCUCCUCAUCGAGACAUCAACUGAUAAAUUGGUGAUCUUACCCGGUAAAGAAGUGCCUGCGUGCUUCACUCACAGAGGUUACGGGAGUUCCGUAACAGUGAAGUUGAAUCAAAAGCCUCUUCGUACAUCAACCAAAUUUAAGGCUUGAAUCUUGUUUGAAAUUGAAAAUGAAGGUUGGCAUGCUCAUUGGCACACAAUUUGUGUGUAUACCAAGAAGAAUAAGGCUGGUAUUCAGGAACGAGGGUCGGUGUCUUGUUGCAUCAGUUCCAAACUGACUAAACAUUCUGAAUGGUGUCCAAUUUCAGUGGAUCAUUUAUACAUUUUCGAAGUUGAAGUAGGGGAUCAGGUGCCUUCCACCGAGCUUGUUUUUGAUUUCUGUUACACUGCCAGACACAGUGACAAAACUAACGGAAUAAAAGAAUGUGGGAUAAUCCAGCUCUUGGAGCAUCAUGUUAAUGGCGACGAAGAGAUGUGUGAAAAGAGAUCUGAAAAAAUGACUGGAUGAUCAUGUUGAGAAGCUUCAAAUAUGGAGACAUCGAUCGAGAUCUGAGACAAAACCACUGAAACUCAAGUCAGACAGAGAGAAGCUAGCCGCGCGCACGAGACAAUUUCAAGGUCAGUUUGCGUUUUUUUCAAUACUCAACAACUUACUUGGCCGUGUUUUGAAGCCAAAGAGCAAUAGUCAUGGUAACAAAGAGAAGAGAAGAUCAAGGAACGUAAGAAGAAGAGUCUUGAUGGUGAUGUUGAUGCCAUCCAUGAAGAUCUAAUUUUUCCUACCUAAGAGAAACAGGAACAAUGAAGCAGACCUGAUGGAUAAGAAGUUGCUAUAGAUAUUUCAAAUGUCUUAAAUCGAGGAAAUGUAUUGGAGAAUCAACCUGGGAUGCUGAGGAGAUCUGCGAGACAAUUCAGUUACAGCUCCUUGUGACAGCGUUUUGUUUGCACCACAAAGAUAAUACAACAAACGGUCGGUUUGCAUUUACAAGCCAAGAAUCAGAAACCUACUUGCCGUGUUACGUCCGAAGUCAUGGUAACAAAGAUAUUAGCAUCAACCUUGACUGAAAAAUGUAGCAGUUAAUUAAGUUUUUUUUAAAAUGAGGAUUGUGAGUGAAAAUACAUACUCGCGAGUCGCAUGGUAGUAUGGUACACAGUAUAAUGUAGCUGGGGAUUUGCAUUGCCGUUUGCAGAUCGCUUCUGAAAUGGAUUGCUCUUCGAGUCAAUGUCACUCCAAAUAUGCAUGCAUUGUGGUAUCAAGAUUUUGUACUUGAAACAAUACUUUGAAAGGAAGAAGGCUUAUUUAGAUAAGAGUGAUCCAUCCAUGGUAGUGUUUCGUCAAGAAUACUACAACUUAGUGUAAAAACUUUUGUUCUCAUUAUUUUAACUUGUAAUUUGUCUCCUAUAUACAAAAAAAAAGUGUGACCUUUACAUUGUCUUUGACUAUAAUUAAAUCGAAUUAAAUU